UAAAUAGUAUAAAUAUUGAUUUCAUGUAGCCUACGAUUAUCAUUCGAAUUCAGGUACCAUCAAGAUGAGGACGUCACAUCUCUACGUUAUCUUACUAACUGCAUUGGUAGUUCAGAUUUCUUCUGAAACUAUUGCUAAACCUGCUGAACUAGAUAAACUAAUAAGUAGCAUUCUAUCAUCUUCGUUUGAGAUAGUGGCAAAACCUAUCAGCGAUUUAGUAAAAGAAAUACCAAUCAAAUCAGAAGUAGAAAAUUACUUGAAAGAAUUCACGUGGAAAUUAAAGCGGUUUAUGGAACAAGCCCAAGAGGAUUUUUUUAAUAUGAUACCAAAAGAAGAGAGAGAAAAUAAAAAAAAAAUGAUUGGAUACUUGUCAAUGUAUAUGUCGGGAGCAUACUCAAAAGCAGCAAAAUCUGUAGCAACCGCUACGAACAAAUCUUUUGAAACAUUACCGGAUGAAAUUAAAACCAAAUUACUUGAUAUAGGAAAUGACAUUAAUGACUUCUUAAGGAAAUUAAGGGUUUCAAAUAUGAACGACUCAAAAACAUCACAAAAAACACACGAAUAAUAACGAAUAUUUAUAAAUACACAAUCAAAAAUAAUC
Myzus persicae (green peach aphid) is the source of this 601-nucleotide messenger RNA. RefSeq lists its product as uncharacterized. The transcript has 4 exons. The record is from RefSeq and is a predicted model, not a curated record. Bases 65 to 565 code for a protein of 166 amino acids. Lineage: Eukaryota; Metazoa; Arthropoda; Insecta; Hemiptera; Aphididae.